AAACACCAUCACCUCUCUUGGUAUCCAUUAAGAAGAUAGUAGCUGGCUUCUUUUCUUUGACGACAAGCUAAAUUCUCUGGCAUGACCCGCGAAGGCGAUGGGCCAUCAGACGUCAACGGCGAGCGGCGACGAACGUGGGUAUGCCUUGUGUCGUUGAGCUCGAGCCGGAAAAAACCCACAUCGUCUAUUCCUCUUUGGAUUUUCAGCAAGCCUCUCUGACAUUGUGACUCAGCAAAAUAUUAAUUUCCUGCUAAAUUUAAGCCGGAAUGCCGGCAAGUGAAUUUAUUUUCGUCAAACUCCUCUUUCUUCUUUCAUCUGUGUGACUUCCACUUCAUGCUCUGUAUAUACAUAACUUUUCAAGCCCUUUUGAAGCUUUGUUCACUACCUAGAUCUUGUAAAUCUCGGUUCAUUAGUCAAUUUCACAUUUCUGAUUAGCGUAUAUCAGACCAAAUACUUUUAUUUUCUUUAUUUUGGUAUUAUUAAUUUGAUGCAGUGAGACUGAUAUUAUUUUGAUAUGCCUACCUCUUAGAAACGUGUUCAUAUUGCUUACUCAUAAAAAAAACUUCUGAAGCCAAAUGUAACCUCCAAGAGACGAGACUGUUUUCAAGUUAUGCCUUUGAAGAUGAAGAACUAGCAGAAGAGUUAUAUUUUUUUGGUAGAAGAGAGUUAUAUACUUUGGAGAUAAACCUGCGGCAAUUAUAUAUAAACUUGCUGCAGUUUUUUGAUGAUAAGAAGAGUUUCCCCCCGGAAUAAUGCUAAUUAAAUAAAUAAUUCCCAGAAAAGCCGCCAUUUCGAGUGGCGACUCAUUAAUUCGCAGAAAACAUCCCCUUCUUCCCAGCCGACGAACACAGAGAGAAAACACCCCCUUCCCUCUGCACGAACGAUCAACGACGAACAGCGAGCGAUUCGAAUUCCGGCCGGAACGCCUCCAAACGAAGCUCAAAUCAAACGCAAAAGAGACACGGUGUACCCGAGGUCAUUUGUGCUCCAUUCUACCGCCUUUUAAACGUUUGAAUCGAGGGAAAAGAGACACGGUGUACCCGAGGUCAAUUGUGCUCCAUUCUACCGACUUUCAACCGUUUCAAUCGAGGGACGGUCGUGCAUUGGUACCCACCUCUUUCAGAUGGCUAUUUGCUCAUGUCACACGCACGUCACCCGCUGCUGGAUUAGGAUACUACCGAGAUGCUUUAGAUCACAUGUGUGAUGAUCAGAUUACAUGGAUGCCGUACACUGAUGAGAUUCUAGGACUGAUACCUCCUGUUGCCCGAGAGCACACAGAGAUAUGGCGAGCAUGUGUGCCCUUGAUGUGUUUUGAUGUAGUGGAGCAUCACUUUCCUGAUCGCGUACUACGACAGUUCGGGUUGCAACAGACACGGGUUUUGCGUAGCAUCCAUGACAGAACGACUGUUGUACUUGAUGAGGCGGUAGAUAUACAGGUUCUUCUCAGACAGUCCGACGUGAUAGAGUUGUUCUCCAGCCUCGUAACCAGCGCAGACGCCCCACGAGCACAGCCACAGCCACAUGAACUUCAUGAUGAUGAUGAUACGUUGACUUAUGAUCUUUUUAUUUAUAUUAUUGUGUGAGAGUUAUAACAUGCACUGGCAGAUCGAAUCAUUUUGUGAAACACCCGAU
Cuscuta europaea is the source of this 1632-nucleotide messenger RNA. The record is from the annotation of a GenBank genome assembly. NCBI's taxonomy places the organism in Eukaryota, Viridiplantae, Streptophyta, Magnoliopsida, Solanales, Convolvulaceae.